AUGUCGGCAAAGGCUGAUCUCAAGACAGUUGCUGUGGAUCCGAUCUGGAGAGUGAGACCAGUUUGGAACAAUAGGAUGAAAGUUACCUGGAAGGUGAAAAGCCUGCAGAAUUUACUCAAAGAUAGUUUGAAACCAGCUUUUCAAGAAUGGGUAUUUGCAGAAGCCAGCUCCUCUGGCCCAUGGCCUUUUGUCAUCACCAGCUCAAAAUCCAAUGCAGAACAUGAUAACACCCCCAACAGCAAACAUCAAGAGCCAGAGCUGGAGCCAGGGAGAAAGGACCUGCUGGCUCGGGGAACCGCUAGUUUACUGCAAAGAGGGGCGGGGAGAAGGCGGGGGCGCUGCACGCAGCGCGCUGGCUCCAGCGGUGCCCGCGGGGAAUGUGACAUCAGCGGCGCCGGGCGCUUGCGGCUGGAGGAGGCAGCUCGCCUGGGCUGCGCAGUGCACACCUCGCCCGGGGGAGGACGCGGACCCGGUCAGGCGGGCGGGAUGUCGGCGAAGGAGAGGCCAAAGGGCAAAGUGAUCAAGGACAGCGUCACCCUCCUGCCCUGCUUUUAUUUUGUCGAGUUACCUAUAUUGGCAUCAUCGGUGGUUAGCCUCUAUUUCCUUGAACUCACUGAUGUCUUCAAACCUGUACACUCUGGAUUUAGCUGCUAUGACCGGAGCCUCAGCAUGCCGUACAUUGAGCCCACCCAAGAGGCGAUUCCGUUCCUCAUGUUGCUCAGCCUGGCUUUUGCUGGACCUGCAAUUACGAUUAUGGUAGGGGAAGGAAUUCUCUACUGUUGCUUGUCCAAAAGAAGAAAUGGAGUUGGACUGGAGCCUAACAUUAAUGCUGGAGGCUGUAACUUCAACUCUUUUCUUAGAAGAGCAGUCAGAUUUGUUGGUGUUCAUGUGUUUGGACUGUGCUCAACAGCUCUCAUCACAGAUAUCAUACAACUGUCCACAGGAUAUCAAGCCCCAUACUUCCUGACUGUGUGCAAGCCAAACUAUACCUCUUUGAAUGUGUCUUGCAAAGAAAAUUCCUACAUUGUGGAAGACAUUUGUUCAGGAUCUGACCUUACAAUUAUCAACAGUGGCAGGAAGUCAUUCCCUUCUCAACAUGCGACCCUUGCUGCCUUUGCAGCUGUGUAUGUUUCGAUGUACUUCAAUUCUACAUUAACUGAUUCUUCUAAGCUUCUGAAACCUCUCUUGGUUUUCACAUUCAUCAUCUGUGGAAUCAUCUGCGGGCUAACACGGAUCACUCAAUAUAAGAACCACCCAGUUGAUGUCUAUUGUGGCUUUUUAAUAGGAGGAGGAAUUGCACUGUAUUUGGGCCUGUAUGCUGUGGGGAAUUUCCUGCCCAGUGAAGAGAGUGUGUUUCAGCACAGAGAAGCACUCAGGUCUCUAACAGACCUCAAUCAAGACCCCAGCCGGGUUUUGGCUGCUAAAAAUGGUAGCAGCAGCGAUGGAAUUGCUCACACAGAAGGCAUCCUCAACCGAAACCACAGAGAUACAAGCUCCUUAACAAACCUCAAAAGGGCGAAUGCUGAUGUAGAGAUCAUCACCCCUCGGAGCCCCAUGGGGAAGGAGAACAUGGUGACCUUCAGCAAUACCCUGCCCAGAGCCAACACUCCGUCGGUGGAAGACCCCGUCAGAAGGAACGCGAGCAUUCACGCCUCUAUGGAUUCUGCUAGAUCCAAGCAGCUCCUCACGCAGUGGAAGAAUAAGAAUGAAAGUCGGAAGUUGUCCCUGCAAGUUAUGGAGUCCGAGCCAGGGCAGUCACCGCCCAGAUCCAUAGAAAUGAGGUCCAGCUCGGAGCCCUCGAGGGUCGGGGUGAAUGGAGACCACCAUGGUCCAAGCAAUCAGUACCUCAAGAUCCAACCCGGCACUGUCCCAGGCUGUAACAACAGUAUGCCUGGAGGGCCCCGGGUGUCCAUCCAGUCCCGCCCCGGCUCCUCACAGUUGGUCCACAUCCCCGAAGAGACCCAGGAAAACAUUAAUACCUCCCCCAAAAGCAGCUCGGCUCGUGCCAAGUGGCUGAAAGCAGCCGAGAAGACCGUGGCCUGCAACCGGAGCAACAGCCAGCCGCGCAUCAUGCAGGUGAUCGCCAUGUCCAAGCAGCAAGGCGUCCUGCAGAGCAGCCCCAAGAACAACGAGGGCAGCACGGUCUCCUGCACCGGCUCCAUCCGCUACAAGACCCUGACAGACCACGAGCCCAGUGGGAUCGUGAGAGUGGAGGCUCAUCCGGAGAACAACAGGCCCAUCAUCCAGAUCCCGUCCACCGAGGGAGAAGGCAGCGGCUCGUGGAAGUGGAAGGCUCCUGAAAAGGGCAGCUUGCGCCAAACUUACGAGCUCAACGACCUCAACAGGGAUUCAGAGAGCUGUGAGUCCCUGAAAGACAGCUUCGGCUCUGGAGAUCGCAAGAGAAGCAACAUUGAUAAUAAUGAACAUCACCACCACGGAAUCACCACCAUCCGCGUCACCCCCGUGGAGGGCAGCGAGAUCGGCUCAGAGACGCUGUCCAUCUCUUCCUCUCGCGACUCCACUCUGCGAAGGAAGGGCAAUAUCAUUCUGAUCCCUGAAAGAAGCAACAGCCCCGAGAACACCAGAAAUAUCUUCUACAAAGGAACCUCUCCCACGCGAGCUUAUAAGGAUUGAGUGAUGACCAUUCAGUCGUUUGGGUGACCCCCCCCCCAAGACCACAUGAUGAUUCUACUGUUCCAGAGGAUUAGGAAGCCGCCUCGCCAAAUUAGAUUGUUCACCAUCAGCCUGGCAGCCCGGAACUCUACUAACUCUUGAGAACUACCACACUGAACUUGUAGACUUUACAUCAAGGGAGGGGAAAAGCACAAUGCAAGAACCUAACUAAUGUGAUGAUGUGAGGAGUUUUCUUUUUAAGACCUGUCAUCCAAUUUAAAAGGUUUUGCAGAGGGUGGUAUCAAAAGAAAGUGGUUUCCUUCUAUGUAUACUAUUUUACUUCCUGAAUGUGCCAACUUUGGAGAUUUUUUUUUCUUUAUAAUUAGCUGUAGGAAUCCACAACACACAGGUUUUUCCCUACAGCAGAGGCCAUGCAGUAUUAUAUAUUCACUUUACAGAAUCUGCACCUCAAGCUCAGUAUGGGUGGUGCUGAUUAUUAUAGUACAUAUACCAUGUAAACUCUCAAACUUAUUUAGCUGUGAAGUAGUGGUGUGCAAUUCCUUGUCAAAGAAAUGCUACUUUAUUAAGAAGAUGCUGGCUACUUUGUGUUAGAGUAGGACACCCGCAGCUUCCCCAUAGUGGCUCUCACAGUAAAGAUAAAAACAAAAUGUUUUAUGUGCAUUUCUUCAAAAUUAUGCUUUCUUCAACAUCAACACUGUAUAGAAAUAUUUUCCGUGAAAGGGAAUAACUAGUACUUUUUCUGCAUAGCUUUUCUGCUGCUUACUAUUUAUUUAAGUACAGGUACUGAUAAUGAAGGAUCUAUUUUCAGUGAGUAAAUUUGCAUAAUUUGAAAAAUACAUUGUUUUAGAGAAUCUUUUGAAAUUGUGAUUAUGUUUUGCAUUUUGUGGCUUGACUUUAAUUUAUUACUUAAUUUUUUGACAUUCUAGAUAUGUUCUACUUUAAAAGCAAAAAUAACAAUUGACAUUCCCUGAAAAAAACAUACUGCUGUAAAGUUACACUCAAGAAAUCUGAGCCAAAACUUGACAUUGUGGGUUAUAUUGCCAGAAAUAUUGGUCAAGUCUACCCUUAGAUGCCUCCAAAUAGCUACUUUAGGUUGCAAUCUUAAUGAGCAAGUAAUGCAAAACUUUCAUUUUGUCCCAGAUUAAUUUUCUUUUUCAAUAUCCUGAUAACCAGUAAAUUAAAAUCACAGUGGCUGAGUUUUAACCUCUUCCCUAAAAAAUUUCUGUGAAUUGAGCACCCAACAGGAAAAUCCUGGGGGGAAAUGCAAAUUGAUAAGUAAAAGUAUCUCACAGUAUAAAUUCAGAAUGUAUUUCUUCAAAAUAUCUGAAUGACCACAGCUUUAUUGCUUAACAAUCAACAGUUUUUGCUACCUAUCUUGCAUUAAGCCUUGAGCCUAAAUCAAAGGAAACUAAUACUAUCAAUUAAAAAGAAAACAAAAAUUUUUGAAGCAUUUUCCAAGUUAGAUAAAGUGUGAAGAAAUAUUUGGUUCUUGGAAUUUGGUAUUAAACCUUUUUUUUAACACCAUUUCUUAAGAAUUCUAAUGCACACUUGAUGAUUGCCAAGAGAACACAUGGAAACAACACAAGCUGGUUGAUCUGACCUUAGUUCAGUUUUCAGUAAGAACAAGAACUGUUCGGACACAA
This is a messenger RNA of Heterocephalus glaber (naked mole-rat), 4277 nucleotides long. It is a transcript of the gene Plppr4, whose product is annotated as phospholipid phosphatase related 4. The record is from RefSeq and is a predicted model, not a curated record. Gene Ontology annotation, biological process: phospholipid metabolic process; axonogenesis; phospholipid dephosphorylation. Gene Ontology annotation, molecular function: phosphatidate phosphatase activity. Lineage: Eukaryota; Metazoa; Chordata; Mammalia; Rodentia; Bathyergidae. Gene Ontology annotation, cellular component: plasma membrane.